CUUCAGCUUUUUUUACAUUACAAAAUGCCAAAAAUUGCUUAAAAGAGAAAAUACUUGAGAAUAGAUAUUUGCUAAACUUUUUUCCAUGUCCAUUAGAAAUGCAUCUGAACGUGAUUCCCAGACUGUCAGAAUAUGGAUCAUUGAUCCAGACAAAGCAGAUGAGGCUGAAAUCAACAACACAGCAAUGAUUCCAUCUGUAUAUUUCAGAUAUCUUACCAAGCGUUUAUUUGUUGGUGGAGAGUUUGCAGUCAUCGAGUUGUCUUCAUUCCCUCAGGCAAUCCAGAGUAAUUUUACAAAUCAGGGGUUUUGGGAGGCUCUCCUUCUUGGUGACCAUAAAUAUCAUCAUUUGCACAUAAUCAGUCAGUCAGUAUCUUUUCAUGGAAAAUCUGUUGCUUCUAGUCAACAUGUCUUUUACGGGACAUCUCCAGAGAAACCAUAUGGCGACAAAGAGGUGUCCCUGCGUCUGCCAACUGGUAGUCCGAUGUCAAUAGUAUGGGGUGCAUGCACCCCAUACCGAGCCUUGCUCCUGUCUGACAAAGGCACAUUCAUGACCAAGAAUGCUUUCCUCACUUAUGAGGAGAUGAAGGUUGAUCCUGGAGAAUUGUUAAUGCCGGAUGAGGGUUAUUAUGUUGUUUCUGAUGCCGUCUUAUUGGGGAAUGGCUCAGUUUUCCACAUUGGAGAUGCUCUUUUCUGGAGGGACAAUGAGGAUGGAAUAUUGAGGAGGAAUCCAACGAAAUUGAUAGAUGAAGGGGUUAAAGGCCUGAGUUUUAGGACUCAUUGUGCAGAUGACUACCCCUUGCCAGAGUUUGAACUUGCCACUGUUCUUGCUUGGACAGACCAUGAGCUUUAUAAAGGUGGGAAGAAUCUGGAUUGGACAACUAAUAGCAGCUACAUGUCAAACAUACUGAGUCUUCCCAAAACUGCUACCAUCCUUAAUGCUGCAUUUGGAUCCCAUCCUGCAUCUUUGAGUGCACUGGUGAUGUAUACUGGAUCUGUGCAACUCUACCUGCUCACAUCCUAUGAAAAUGAAGGCAUCUGGAGAAACAGAACUUUAUGGAGUAGGAAUGUUUUACAAGGGCCAUUUCAGAUGCUCUUUGUCAGUGCAGCCUUGGAAACUCUGCUGGUGUGGAACAAAGACACUAUGCUUUAUAGUUUUCACAAUGAUAUUGAAUGGCGUUACCUGCAAAUAAUGGAUUCCUCCAGCAUAAGCCAGGAAGCAAAUGGUAGCCACAUUCAUCAUGUGGUCAUGGACCACUCAAGGAACAUGCUGGUAAAGAUGGAGAACAAUGUUUUGUUCUUCUGUAAAUUCGGCAUGAAUAAACUGUUUCGGCUGCCCACCUGGAAUGACCCUGGACGCUCUGUGGUGCUCUACCUAAACCAGAAGGAGCAGAUCAUUAUGCUGACAAUGUUAGAUGGAGGUCUGCAUGUACAGAAGUACCCUUUACAGAUGGAGAUCAGGAGUGCCAUGCGAGGGGAGGUCCACGACUGUCCCUUUAUUGGCUUUACACACAACAUGAACAGGCCUGUCUACUACGUUGACAAGGGAGAGGGCAUUGAGUUGUGGGCCCAGAUAGUCAACCAUGAAGGUAAAAACAUCAAUGUGACGCUAAGCAGGAACAAAGACCAUGUGUUGCACAUCACAGAAAGGACCCAUUUUGAGAGUGUGCACCAUCUGGAUACAACAAACAAGACCUUUUACAUUUAUCAAGAUGCAGGCUACAGAGACAUAACUAACAACUCUGAUCUCCUCUGGAACUCAAGUGAUAUAGUCUCUUUGGAGCUGGUACCAACCCAGGUUGAUAAUUCAUGCAAUCUUCCAAAAGAACAGAUUUCCCAUUUCUUUGUGGGUUGCCCACCAAACAGACACAUUCGUGUUAUAAAACCACAGAGUGUUCCAUGUGAGAUGCACACUUUUCAUAAUUAUACCAUUCCAGGAUUUGUGCUUAGUAAUUCAUCAAAGGAUCUGCUUGUGUUCUAUGACUGGAAAAGCUUUGGCUGUGUGUUGAGAAUCCACUACAAAGAUGAAUUUCGGCCAGACAUCAAACUGUAUGAUGGAGAGACAUUCGUGCGCAGUGUUGAUGCCAACUUCAUAGUGUGGGAGAAUUUUAAUCGGAAAGACUAUUACUUCAAUGCGACCAUGCGUCAGGUAGCCUGCCUUCAUGAGGCCCAAACAUGGAAAUCUAUGCUAGUUGAUGAGAAGCGUCCUGAAGAGGCCUGGGGACCUCAUAAUUACAGGAGCUGUUUUGUUGACAACUCUGAAAAACUUGGAAACCUUGACCAACCCUAUGAAAUCAUGAAUAGGAGUUCCACGAAUUAUAUCUCCUUUUCUGAAGAAUACACUGCAAUUUAUGUUUUUAAUGUAAAGAUUGUGGAUCCAAAUUACAGCUUUUGUGAUCUUCGUGCUGUAUUUGCAAUCCAAACAUAUGGAAUCUCAGUGGUUGAUCAGCUUUUCCUCCACUACAAGUUUUUGAUCCCAUUCCUCAUUACACUCAUCAUACUGUGUUUCAUCUUCUACAGAUAUACCUCCAUCUUUCGAGACAUGCUUCAGAAGAAAUGUGUGUAAAUCAGUAGUUAGUUUUAUAGUUACGAGAGUGUAUAUAGUGUAGAUACUAUCAGUUUACUAAUGAGCCUUAUUUGUUAUUCAUUGAAUUUUCUGUUUGAAUUAUACUGAACCAGUCAAUUCAGUGGGCCGAUUUAUGUAAAAAUGGAUAUACGAAUGUUUUACACAUCUUAUGUUUUAUAAAUAAAGACCAUUGUCAUUUAUUUCAAAUCACAUAUAUAGUUUAGAUACUGUCACUUGACUUUCAACAAGCCUUAUUUCACAGAAUCAGAAUAAAUGUACUAAAAUUA
Labeo rohita (rohu) is the source of this 2850-nucleotide messenger RNA. Its product is annotated as cation channel sperm-associated auxiliary subunit epsilon-like. NCBI's taxonomy places the organism in Eukaryota, Metazoa, Chordata, Actinopteri, Cypriniformes, Cyprinidae. The transcript has 18 exons. Bases 86 to 2563 code for a protein of 825 amino acids. Gene Ontology annotation, biological process: sperm capacitation; flagellated sperm motility. Gene Ontology annotation, cellular component: CatSper complex; sperm principal piece. The record is from RefSeq and is a predicted model, not a curated record.